Messenger RNA from Eublepharis macularius, 4756 nucleotides. RefSeq names its product proline and serine rich 2 (gene PROSER2). The transcript has 4 exons. Lineage: Eukaryota; Metazoa; Chordata; Lepidosauria; Squamata; Eublepharidae. The record is from RefSeq and is a predicted model, not a curated record. Bases 170 to 1576 code for a protein of 468 amino acids.
CUGCUGGGGCGGCCGCGCCACAGCGCUCGGUCGGGGCUUGCCAAGCGAGGCGAGGCGAAGCUGCGCGGCCACCCCGGAAAUGCCCAAGAGCUUUGUGUGAGCCGUCAAAAGCACUCUUCGUUCUGUGACGCAAGACUCCGUGUGGAAGGAGCCUUCUCUUCUGGGUGGGAUGCCGAGGAACAUGAUGUCGGACUUCUCUGGAAUGGUGCGUGAAUUCCCUCCAAAUUGUCAGUUCGGGAAUUUUGGGAAAAACAGCCUGCCGGAGAGUGGGAAAGGCCGCCCGGGACGCAGAAGUUCUACUUUGGAGGAAGAUGAGAGCCUGAGAUAUCUAAGUCACGAGGAAAAAGACGUGCUCCUCUUCUUUGAAGAAACGAUUGAGGCCUUAGAGGAUGACUUGGAAGAACAAGCCCUUCGCCGUCACUCUCCCCGGUCAAUGCAACAAAAUGCAUCCAGCCAUUUGGAGCCGGAAGAUAUCAUAGACUUGGUCCGGUCAGUGCCCGAGAACAGCGAUCGAGACUUUGUUCAUAGCCGACAAACAGAAGCAGGCUUGGAGGAGGUUUGGAAACUAGAUAAACAUCGACCAGAAUGCAACCAUGCCGUUGAUGGAAACGUUCCUGCUGAUGCUGUUGUCCCUUUUCCAGUGUUCCCAUCGGCACCUUCCCUGCCCAUGUACGAGGCGUUUCCUGCCACGGUGCCCGCGCAGCACCCCAAACUUCUCCGUUCUGUCCCCACUCCGCUUGUGAUUGCUCAGAAAAUAUCUGAAAAUCAGGGGGAGGGCAACCUUUUUUCUCCUGGCUCCCCAAAGGAGAGGAAGUCUGCAGAGAGGAGAACACCCAAUUCUUCGCCUAAGCAAAAUGGAGGGCGUUUCACAGCCUUCAAGCCGUCUGUUCCCCCUCCAACCGCCCCCAAGCCCCUGAAGUUUCCAAGCAACAUCAACAUCACCAACCUGAGCGAAAGAGAGUUCAGCAAAACUAUCUCUAGGGCAGCUGUCAGCGUCCAGGAACGCAAGGCUCAGGUGUUGGCUAAUGUCAAUGGUUCAGCCUUCGUAAUAAGUGAGCUGGAAGAGAGACUUCAGAAGUAUGAACUCUCGGGUCCCAGUAGAAGUUCAUCCUUAAGGGACUUGCCUUCAGAGCAAGCAAGGCACGAGGCGUUGAGUAAACUAGGACUGGCGGAAGAAACUCUUGUUCAGGCUGAGGCUCAACUGGAGAAACCUCCAAGCGCUCCCACGCCAAAGGAUGAAAAACCAGGAGAAGCACAAGCCCUGUCAAAUGGCUAUCGAAACAUCCAUGACCUCUUAAAGCGAGAGCCCAACUCGUUUCCAAACGUGAGCAAAACCAUGACAUUCAAACCAGACAUGACUCUUGUGGAUGGUAAGCUCACUCGGCAGAAUGCGGCCAAGAGCUUUUAUGACCGCCGGCAGCCAGAUUUCGCCCUGGAGAUGAGGAGGAGGGCUGGCUCGCUCCCCAGACCCUCCGGACUGAGACCUCAAGGCGUCACUGUGCAGUUUUCUGGUCGCGGGUCAACAGAGGAAGCUAGGAGAGAGGCGCUGCGGAAACUCGGACUUCUGAAGGAGUAGAUGAAGGACAGCAAUGGAAUUAGGGUGAACUCUGUGCCCCAACAGACUGCUUCCAAUGAGAGCCAAGGACAAUUCUCCUUCACGUGAGGGAGAUAUUAAACAGAGGGCUGGAUUGACCCCCUUUUAUGUUACUGGGAAAGUUUCUGAUGGACUGCUCUAGCCAGGCUCAUCCAUCCACUGGCUGGGCCAAAACUGAGCAACCCCCCCCCCAAUUGCUGCUGGCUCUGAGAGGGCCGUUCAGGUUCCUCCUGGGCUAUUCCAGCUUCCCAAACCACACUCACCCACCAAUUGACUAGCAUUGUGCCACAGGUACUCCUGUUCGGAUUUAGUCAUGGCUUUCCGUCAUUUAUCGAUCCUCCAGGGGGAUUUCCAAAACUGAUUGUCUCGAGAUGCCUGGAUGCAAGAAGAUUGCCCCCUAUCCAUGAAGUUUAAUCGUGCAGUAUUUGCUUGUGAGGGGCGUGCAUUUGGCAAAUUUGCACCCCAGGGCAAAUGGAUUUCUUUCCUGGGAUACCUACCGUAACGAAGCCAAGAACAGUCUUAAAGGGGAUUAUAUGGGGAUGAAUUUAUAUACUGAAGUCAACAUAGACGAUAAAGAUGCUAUCUUUGAUCGUCAUGUGCUUCUCUAAAAACGAUCGGCCGCCUUGCUGUGCUCCCGUGUCUUCCCGUCUGCUGUAGCCCAGCCGUUCUUUUCAUGACAUGUAAUAAGUCAUUCAGAAUCUGUGCCAACAAAAUUGCCAUUUGGGGGUUUGUCUGGCGGGUGGUGUUUGGUGCAACCGUUUUAAAAUCUGCUCUUUCCAAGUCAUUCCUUUGUCAGCAUAUUAAUGGUGUUGAGACAGCAGGACGCACCACUAAACAGCUUUUUCAGCAUUUGCUUUUGACCAGGAGAGCAAUCCUUCCUGCCGUAGCCACAGAGAUGAGGGCGUUGAGUGUCUUCAAUAAUAUCUGGCUCCUGCUCUGUGCCACUUCAGUGCCAGGCCCGGCACUGCUCUGCCACAGGGUGUGCCCAGGGCAUUCACUUCCUACCCCUCCCCUUGAAGCAUUUAAUGAUCUGCUCCUCUCACUGGCCCUUGUGUGUGAGCGUGCGUGUGUGUGUGUGCUGGGCCAUGGCGAGUGAAGCGCUGUAGGAACCACGCAGUGUGCCCAGCAGAGCUCAUGGCAGCAGGCUGGCACAGGGCGUGAAAAUAAAACUGGGCGUCUGCAUCUCCGUGAGUGCAGAUUGACACCCAGGGGAAACCCUUUGGGGUUUGAUAAAAGUGUCCUUUAAAAAUUGCUCCCUGUCUUUAAAAUUCGAAUAUGGGGAUUGGAAUCGUAUCAUAGGGAGUGCCCUUGGGACCGAGUUCUAGACUUGAAAAUAGGAUUCUGAAGAAUUAAUUUUGUAAUGGAAGAAGUAUAUCCUUUCUGCAAACAUGGCAUUCUUUCCUCCAACAGAAGGUUCCUGGAGUGUUUUGUGGGCGAUUGGCUCUAUGUGUUGGCACACUUUGCAGUUGCAAGCAACGCAUGCAGGGUGGUGACUGCUGCUAUGAACUGCUACGAUCGGUGUAGGGGCCACAGUAAGAACCCAUUCUCAACAUUCCCUGCAGUUGCAAAUGUUUAUUUCCAUCAACCCUGUACUGAGAACAGUCUUGCUUUAAAGCUGAGCAAAACCCCUUUUAACUUCAGAGACCAUGAAAAUCAUCUUGAAUACAGGAUGCUGUCAUGCAUUUCCGUUGCUCAUAUAUAGCUCAAUAUUGUCUACUCUGAGUGGCUUGACUACAAGGUUGCAGAGUCCUUUCCUAGCCCUGUUCCCAGAAAUUCUUUCCUUUGAGAUGCCCGGGAUUGAACCUGGGACUUUGCACUUGCCAAGCAGCGGCUCUGCGGCUAAGCUAUAUUGGCCAGCAAGAUGAAUUUCCCAGGCAAUGGAGCCAGUAGGUGGGUUGGUUCUUUUAGUGAGAUCUGCGCAGGGCUCCACGCGGUUUAAGUGCUUUGAUAUAAAUCAGCUCUUGUUUUUAUUAGCAUCCCAGCAGAUGUUCUAAAUCCACUGUAGGGUUUUUUUUCCCUCCCACUUGCCGGACAUACUCCAAAUUGCCCUUGGCACACAGGCAGCCUCUUUCCUAUGGACUCGAAGCCAAUGCAUCUAACUGGACAUGCGUUCUUCUCCUCAUUAUACCCACCUUUUUCCUCUUGCAAGUCCCCCUGGGUCAAAUUUUAGUUUGAAUAGAAUAAGGCAAUGGAUCUCUACCCCCAAGGAGCUUACAAAGUGCUGUGUGUAUUGAUGGCAAACUGUCAAGAAUGCAUGUACUUGCAAGCUUUCCAACUUGCAGCUGUGCACGCCCCAGCUACUCUUUGAGAAACUUGAUUGCAAAGUAUAUAUAGCACAAGGUGUUUUUCCCAAAAUGUAAUCUGUCUCAAGUCUUGGCAAGAAAGGUGGACUAUAACUAAAGUAAGUAAUAACCAUCCCUUCUUCCAUUAAAACCAAUCUGUAUCCAGUUCUUAGCCCAAAAGAUACGCAAUUUCAAUCCCAAAUAUCCCACCAUCUUUAGUGGAAUCAUAGCACAUCUUCUCUAAAGGGUUACUCUGGUUUGACAAUCAUUCCUUCUCAUUGGAAAGACCUGGGAACUAUGUUUAGAGGGAAGGGUGUAGCGGUCUUGGAGAAUUCACCACCUUAUCACAAAACUACAACUCUUGGGAUUCUUUGAGGGAAACCAUGACAGUUAAACUGGUAUAAAACCUCUGUAAGAUUGUACUGUAGGUAUGGCCAGCAGUUUGAUUUGAGCCUCCUUAAGCAUCAUUAAAGUGCAAUAAAAACCCAACAGACUCCCGUUCACAACUAUUUAGAGGUGUGGGUGGUGGUAACAAUGCCACACCUGUUUUAUUGUCAAAGCUUUGACCGCCACUGUGAAUUCUCAUAUCUUCUCUUAAACGCAUUGCUUGAAUCUCUGCAGGUAGGCCUUGUACAUGAAAAUGUUGUGAAGGAACUUCUUAUUUCAUGGUUAACUUGUCUCCUAAGUACAUUAUUGUUAUUAUAUUAUUAAUUGGAAAUAAUAGUAUUUAAUCUUCUUACCUCGUUUAAAAUGGAGUAUUCUUGGUCUCAUUGACAUGAAGGGAUCUUUAGAGAGUGCUAAAAAUGUUUGUCGUGUUUCCUCAUAUAUGCCCUGAGAUGCUGUCGCGUCUACCAAUUUAAAUAAAAUAUGGCCUGUCUUA